Messenger RNA from Phalacrocorax carbo (great cormorant), 5597 nucleotides. The record is from RefSeq and is a predicted model, not a curated record. NCBI's taxonomy places the organism in Eukaryota, Metazoa, Chordata, Aves, Suliformes, Phalacrocoracidae.
UUUGUGUGUUCUCUGUCAUUCUUGAACUUGUUCUGCUUUCUCCCUGCCCCUCUGUGAGGGGAUCAGCAGCCCUUUUCUGUUUGCUUGUCCCCAGCCUGCACCUUGCUACUGGCACGGGUGGGGAGGGGGUGCUGUGCUGCACCAGAGCUGGCACUGAAGAUGCAGUGCCACCUGCACAGUAGUAGCUUCACCUUGCUUCUUCAGAGACGUGCUGUGUGGUGGUCAGGAGCGGUGUGGCUAUGAAAGUGUCGAGCACAGGGCAGAAUGCUGAUGAGGGAGAGGGUGCUGGUGAUGGAGCAAAUAUCCCCAGUUUGGUUGCUUACCCAGAUUGUCCAAGUUUAGCCCAUUCACUGCGGAGUGGGAGAGUUACUGGCAGCUGUCUGGGACAAUGUGAUGAGCGAUGCCAGACUGCAAGAACCCACACUGUUCUCUCUGGAGACAGGGAGUGGUGAGCUUCUUGCCACAGCGAGCAAUGCUGCUUUGGUAGAGAGUGUGAAAGUACAGCAGAGCUGAGGCUUGGUGCCAUGUGUGCCCAAGCCAUCACUGAAUUGUUUAGGGAGCCCUGGGCUGUCCUACAUCAGUGAGCUUUAUCACUAACUGUAUCAGAUAGGUCUGCCAAGGCCAGUACUUUGCUUUUAAUUGCACCACAAGUGACUCUGCCAAGCAGAUUAGCAACACCAGGGAUAGAGCCGGUAGUGCUGGAACCCUGGAAUUUUAGGUGCAGUAUCAAGGGUGGGAAGGGUGCAGGCCUCUGCUGCGGCAGGGGCUCUCCACACCCAGCCUGGUGCAUGAACCCUUGUCAGGCAGGUUUAAGCUUCUCUCCUCCAGCUUGGUUUGCUUCCCAUCCUUGGUUCUGCAAAUUCUUACAGGCUCUGGUGAGUCAAUGAAGACUGGGUGUUGUAAUAGCAGCUUUGGAGGACACGUACCCAGUUUUUUGUAGUGAGAGCUGGCUGGAUCUGUCAGGUGGAGCCUGAGUACAGACUUUGCUUGACUAUUGUCUGUGUUCCCACCUGGAGCAAGUGGCUUGCUUUCUGCAGAGGUCCUCUGUUUUUGCUGCAUGUGUGGAGUGGGAACUGCUUGCUGCUCUUGUUCUGCCUUUUGCAGGGAGACUUUUUAGGGCCAGGGGAAUGUUACUGAAGCCAGCAUGGCCGGGCUUGCUGCAUGGCGACCUGGCCUGAGCCCAGGCUUUGCUGAGCGCUUGUCUUCUAAUAGAAAUGGAGAACGUUAAAUAGACCUGGAGGGUUGGAACUUCUGAAAUGGAGUAAUUGCCUGGAGAAAGGGAGGAACAGAGCAUAUUAGAGCCUGUCGGCUGCUGUCUUCUGUCCAAGAUGAGUUUUCAACUGUGCUGACAUAUCUGAGAAUAUUGGGGAUGCCUUGUGAGCUACAGGUAGAGCAAAAAGGCUCCAAGGCUGAAGACUCCACAUAUGAAAUGCCUGUACUGAGGUCAUACUGGACCUGUAGGUGCUGGGUCUAUGCAGCCACCCAAAUUCUCCCUGGCAGUUUCACCUGCUUUUCUUGCUGCCGGACUAUCUGGAGGACUGUUUGCUGUAUCCUCUGGAUUAUACAUUGGGGUAGUCUCAAACAGUAUAGCUCCUGUUUGCGCAGGCUCUGCUUGGGUUGGAGAAGUCAUAGUGUUUCUUUACCGUUCCUUCUCUUCUGCUGAUCUAAACACAGGACUAUUUUCCUUUUGAGCACGAGAACUCACUGUUUUCUCUGCCUUUUGGCCUCUGUUGAACACCUUUUAAAACUUCCACUGGCUGUAAGCCACAGGCUGGGCACCAUGGCCCUCCAGUCUUUCUAAUGGCAAAUUUAGGUCAGGUGUUGACAAGCAGAACAUCAGACAGGUUUUCACUUGUGUUAUGCAGCAGGAGAGUGCUUCUGGAAGCAGGAGUGUGGCUGGGCUCUCCUCCAGGCAUCACAACUGUCCUAGUCCUCCUGGGUGAAGCAGCAGCCCUCCUGCUGCUGCUGACUCUCUGGAGAAGUAGAUGUGGUUCCCCUUCUAUAGAGCUCGUGUGGUAUCUUGUAUCUUGCUGUGUCUCUGCUGUGUUGAGAGCUCUGGUAGGCACAUCGUGCUACAGUGGUUUGGCAAUGUGCUGCCUGAGGUGCUUGGAGCAGUAUGGAGCAUCAGGAGAAACUGCGUACUCCUGCCUAGCCUGCACCUGUACAAGCAAGCAGCUGAGGGGCUGGCUGAGAGCUCUGCUGCAGACAGACCAUGCUGCUGUGUUCCUGUGCCAUUAAAUAAUUUCCUUGAGUUUGGACCCUUGGGAUCCCUGGCUGUGUUUCAUUCCUGUUGUGGUGUUCUGUUUGUUUUUUAAGCCAGUGAGACCUCUACUUCCUUUUGUUAGCCCUCCCAGAUGUGUGCUACAGAAACAGGCUUUGUGGGGAGUGUGCUUUGGAAGCCAGUCUUGAACAUGUGAUUUGGGGAGGAAUGUUCUUCAGCAAUUGCCAAAGAACAGCUGGGAGUUCCCGGUGGUGUAUAUGGCUGGAGCGCAGCUGAUUGUUCUUUUCUUCUUUUUGUCUGUAGGUUGUGCUAGCAGGCAGUCCUUGCAGAGCUGACACCCAGGGGCUUUUGGACACCUCUGGGUGCUUUGGAGUCUCAUGCCAGCUUGAUGCGUGCAGGACACGGAUGGACCUGGACAAGGCUGGAGAUGGGGUGUUUGUAAGCACAUUGGCACUUGCCAUGCACCCAGCAGGGUCAGUGGACAGUAGCUUUUCCCGCUCUGCUGUGCAGACCCUCUCUCGGAGCCACUGCCGCAACAUCAAACAGAAGAUCUCCCAGUGGGAGGAGAGGACACAAGGGUGCUCCAGCAAGGAGAAACAGCAGCUGAAGGACUUUGGAGUAAAGUAUGACCCCAGCUGCGAUGCUGUACCCAAAGUGAAGCCAGAACAUACAGAGAAAGGCAGAAUGACUAGGUCCAGAGAUCCGAAGAGCCUGGGUUUGGACUUCAGGGAAGACACAUGGAGCUGCUUGCAGACUGAUGACUGUGGUGACCUCAAGCCCUGUUCAUGUAGCCUAGCUUCCCAGGCUGAGGAGAAAGGAGAGUGGCAAGCAGGCUUCCGGGACCUGGAGGUGGCACUGCCCCCAGGGAACUUCUAUACCUCACAAGCUCUGUGGAGGAGAGUAGAUCCCCUUCAGCCUGGCAAAGCCCCACUAGUUCCCUUGGACCUUCGGAGGAAGCAAGGGAGCUGUGGCUCCACUGAAAGAGAACUUAAACUCAAAGGAGUGGACUCCCUUUGCAAGACGGAGAUGAGCUUGAAAAACAUUUACUCUGAGGCUGAGGGGCAAGAGGAGGAGCCAUCUGCUGUCCCACCACCCAAGCCCCGUAGGACUUUCCGCUAUCUUGCAGAAAAGGGUGCUAGUAGCUGUAGCAAUGCCAGUGCUACCAGGGAAGUUCCCCUGCAGAAGCAGCAUGGAGGAGACUUGGUGUCAUCCUUCAACAAUCCUGAGAAGAGAAUAGCCAGCAGGAGGAUCAGAGGGAGAGCCCAGAGGAAAUCUUUUGAGUUUGAGGACAUCCAGGGCUUCCGCAACCGGAUGGCAACCACCAACUCUCACAGACUUCGAGAAGAGAAAAAUGGCACUACAGGAUCCAGGCUUGUCUACACACAGUCAGAAGACAACAUCUACGAGGACAUUAUCUGUCCCGCAAAAGAGAACCCCUAUGAAGAUAUUGGAGCGCUGCCCUUACCCCUGUGGAAGGUCCCAUCUGUCUGGAAGCUACCACCCACCCGGAACACCAGUAGGGCUCCCAAGCCUCCACCAAAACCUCCCUUCCUCAGUCGCAAGACUCUUGAGCUAAAGCCCUCCCAGACAAAUUUCCAAGGGAAAAUGGUGAAGGACACAACCCUGCCGGUCACACUGACCGAGUGGAAGCUGUUCCGAGCAGUGGAGGCUGCUAGCAAGAGAAAGAACUUGCCCUGGCUGGUACUAAAAAUACAGGAGAUCUUUGACUCUAAGCGUGGAAAGAAGAGGGUGAAGUUGCUCGGUCCUGCUGCGAGAGAAGUGCCUCCAGUGAAAGGUGAAACCAGUGGGAAUGAAAGUGAUACGGAAAAUCAGCCGAAAAGUCGACACAGGUGCCUACUGCAGGUGCAGUCAGUCUCCAAGAGGAACCCUCACUACCAGACUCUGGAGAGGGAUUUGAUAGAGCUUCAGGACCAGCGGCUAUUUGAGCUGUUUGUGGUGGUGUCGCUGCACAAGAGGGCAUCUGAGAUGACAUACACACCACAGAUCAUACAGCAGUUUCCCAGCAAGCCUGAACAUCCCUUCAGACAGUCAAAGGAUACUGAAGAGAGGCUAAAGGUCAUCCCCAAAUUCUGCUUUCCAGAUCCCAAAGACUGGUUUCCUGCAUCAGACCUUAAAAGUGAAACAUUUUCUUUUGUAUUGACGGGUGAGGAUGGCGGACGCUGGUUUGGGUACUGCAAGAAGCUCCUGCCAGAAGGGAAAGGGAAGCGCCUUCCUGAGGUAUACUGCAUCGUUAGCCGCCUGGGCUGCUUCAACCUCUUCUCCAAGAUUUUAGAUGAAGUGGAGAAGAGGCGAGAGAUGUCCCCAGCCCUAGUAUACCCAUUUAUGCGCAGUGUAAUGGAGGCGCCUUUCCCUGCUCCUGGACGCACGAUUACUGUGAGAAGUUUCCUGCCAGGAGCAGGAAACGAGGUGAUGGAACUCUGCCGUCCACUGGAUUCUCGACUGGAACAUGUGGACUUCGAAUGCCUGUUUAAGUGUCUAAGCGUCUCUCACACGAUUCAGGUCUUUGCCUCUCUCCUGCUGGAAAGGAGAGUGAUCUUUGUUGCUGACAACUUAAGCACUCUGUCUAAAUGUGGCCAUGCCGCAGUUGCAACGCUUUAUCCCUUCACUUGGCAACACACCUACAUACCAGUCCUACCAGCUUCUAUGAUUGACAUUGUGUGCUCUCCGACCCCAUUCUUAAUUGGCAUUCUCUCCUGCUCGUUACCACAGCUCCAGGACCUGCCCAUAGAAGAGGUAUCAGAUGAAGAUGAGAUCCUGCCUCAUAAACUCCAGGCUGCACUUGUACAAAUCUUGGAAGAACGAAGUGAAAUCUUGUCCCAUGAGCAGAGUGUCACACAAGGUGACACGCCUCUCAACUCCCUGGUCUCUGAAGCUUUUGUGCAAUUCUUUGUGGAGAUCUUCGGACACUACUCCCUGCACAUGAAUGUCACAGAAAAAGGGGAGCGGGUGUUUCAGCGGGAACUGUUCCGCAAAUCUCACGUGUCACGAAAUGUGCGUCAUUUCUUGCACUUCUUCAUGGAAACGCAGAUGUUCGCAGGGUUCAUACAGGAUCGAGAGCUAAGAAAGAACACGGUCAAAGGACUUUUUGAGGUCCGUGCUUUGGAGUAUUUGGAGAGUAUUCCAGAGACAGAACCAACUGGAAUGAACAAAAUCCUUCGCAGUCUUGGAAGUAAAAUGAAAUUUCUUCAGAAGAAGUGACGGUGCGCUGCUGCUGCUGCAGGCCAGCGGAGCGGCGGCGGGCCGGGAGAACCGCCUGCCCCGCGCCGGGCGCGGGACCCCUCUGUGCCUCCAGCAGGGCCGGGGCGCGCGGGGGGGGGUCUGCGUGCUGCCACCCGUGACAUCAUCACUGGCCAGU